This is a messenger RNA of Cotesia congregata, 1296 nucleotides long. The record is from the annotation of a GenBank genome assembly. NCBI's taxonomy places the organism in Eukaryota, Metazoa, Arthropoda, Insecta, Hymenoptera, Braconidae.
AUGAAGACAUUAACAUUUACAUAUAUCUAUAUAUAUCUCUUCCUAGCAAUUAUUAAAAUAAAUCAAAUAAAUUGCUACCGAGUCGUGGAAAGACUAUCAGAUAGCAGCGAUAGUUGUGAUGGAGUUUUAUCUCCCGACUUGAUAAAAGAAAUCGACAGCUACCAGCCGAUAGUCGACAGAAUAGUCAAUGAAGCUACCAAUGGUAGCUUCAAAGGAAGAACUUGGAGGGAUCUUUCUGAUUUUGUUGAUGAUUAUGGGUCCAGGUUCACGGGAACGCAGAAUCUUGAAGAUGCUAUUGAUCAUGUUCUGCUGAGGUCCAGAGAAUUUGGGCUUGAAAAUGUUCAUGGAGAUGUUGUUCCGGUUCCGAGAUGGAUCAGAGGAAAUGAAUCAGCGACAAUGUUGUCUCCUAGAGAAAAGAAUUUAAGGAUGUUGGGACUUGGUUAUAGCAAUGGAACUGGAACGUCACCUGGCGGGAUAACGGCUGAAGCAAUUGUUGUGGAGAGUUUUGAGGAACUAAAAAAACGUGCUUCUGAGGUUCCGGGAAAAAUAGUAGUAUACAACCAAAAAUUCAUCUCGUAUGGCAAAACAGUAGAAUACCGCAGCCGUGGUGCUAUCGAAGCAGCCAAACUGGGAGCAGUGGCGACCCUGAUAAGAAGUAUCACCCCAUUUUCAAUCUACUCACCGCACACCGGGAUGAUGUCCUACUCUGAGUCAGUGAAGAAGAUUCCCGCGGCUUGUAUCACCGUGGAGGACGCGCACCUGCUGGGCCGCCUGGCCAAAAGAGGCAAGAAGCUAAGAAUCAAUAUCAAGAUGGAUGCGCACCUGCUGAAGGCCAGCGGCCGUUCCAGGAACCUAAUCUCGGAGAUCUCGGGUUCUACUAAACCCGAGAAGGUUGUCGUGGUCUCCGGGCACGUAGACAGCUGGGACGUCGGCCAGGGCGCCAUGGACGACGGAGGCGGCGCUUUUUCUUCCUGGGUUUCAGUGCUGCUCCUCAAGGGCUUGGGCUUACAGGCCAAAAGGACAAUUCGCUCUAUUAUGUGGACUGCGGAGGAAAUGGGAAUUAUUGGGGCUAAUUAUUACAUUAAGAAUGGCCCAGACAUCGAGAACUGGGUGAAUGACGGCGUACCUGGAGCGUCUUUGUGGAACAAAAAUGAACGUUACUUCUGGUUCCAUCAUUCUGAAGGCGACACAAUGGACGUAGAAGCUCCCGACAAUUUGGAUAUGGCAACGGCGCUUUUUGCAGCGACUUCGUAUAUUAUCGCUGAUAUCAAUCUUGAUUUACCUCGAAAUCCAUGA